AUGAACCACACACGCAGUCUCAUAUCAUCUGCUCAGGCCCUACGCCAGAUAUUCAUCACCCCCGUUCGUGCCUCCAGAGUUGGCAUUCAUCUAUUCAAGCCUCUACAGGAUGCCACCCAGACUCGAUUUUUUCAGCAAUCCCACUGCCUAAAGCUUCGAGAAUACCGACCACCCGUCGAAAAACCACCGAUAAACGAAGCUAUCCGUGCGUCAUUUGUCCAAGUUGUGAACGAUGAGGGCGACCUCGAUCCUCCAACUAGACUAGAGGAUGUUCUUGAAAGCUUCGACCACGCCGAAUUCUUUCUUCUCCAGGUGCAAGAAGGCGACCAUAACAACCCACCAGUUUGCAAGGUCUACAAUAAGAAAGAAGUGCGAGCACAUGAAAAAGCCAAAGCAAAGUCAGCUCGCUCAACUAAGGUUACAUUGAAACAAAUUGAGCUGAAUUGGGCAAUCGAUGCCCAUGACCUGUCUCACCGGCUGAAACAACUCUCGACCUUUUUGGAGAAAGGCCGCAGAGUGGAAAUCCUCUUGACCACCAAAAAGCGCAAGCGCAAUCCCACUGUGGAUGAGAUCAAACAGGUCAUGCAAAGUGUGUUGGACACAAUCAGAGAGGCCGGUGGAACUCAGACCAAGGCAAUGGAGGGUGAACUGGGUAAGCAACUCAGGAUUACCGCGCAGAAGAAUACUUAG
This is a messenger RNA of Penicillium vulpinum, 690 nucleotides long. RefSeq names its product putative translation initiation factor IF3. Gene Ontology annotation, biological process: ribosome disassembly; mitochondrial translational initiation. The record is from RefSeq and is a predicted model, not a curated record. The transcript has a single exon. The coding region runs from base 1 to 690 and encodes 229 amino acids. Gene Ontology annotation, molecular function: translation initiation factor activity; ribosome binding. Lineage: Eukaryota; Fungi; Ascomycota; Eurotiomycetes; Eurotiales; Aspergillaceae. Gene Ontology annotation, cellular component: mitochondrion.